Durusdinium trenchii is the source of this 2300-nucleotide messenger RNA. NCBI's taxonomy places the organism in Eukaryota, Dinophyceae, Suessiales, Symbiodiniaceae. The record is from the annotation of a GenBank genome assembly.
CCCAUAUCAAAAUCUCCUCCCAUCAACCCUGCUUUUCAACCCUCAUGGUUCCUAUCCUGGCUUGCAAACCCUCAUGGUUCCUAUCAGCCAUGGAUCCACAUCAUUCCUACGAACCGUCGUGGCCCUCCUAACCACCCCAACCUCUUUGUUUGGAGGCUGCCACCCUGCUCGUUACCGCACUGCUCUUGCGUUGGAACAACAAACCGCUCCCAGCAGUGGCUAGCUUUCCUUCACCCCCCCCUGCCUCAAGUUACUUCAAGUGAUCCCCACCUUGAGGCGAUUUGGAAGAAGGCAGGGCACAUGUGUCUGAUGCUUGCUCUGGCACGUCAUCUAUCAUAAAGGCAGGGAAAUGUUCCGGACUGUGUUCUGACGUCCUUGUUGACAAUGUGUCAUUUUUCCUGGCAUGAAGUCUGACAGGUGAUGUGACAUAUGGUCGGACGUCCGUCCUGAUAUGUGUGUUUUGCCAUGUACUCCGACUUUUGUUCUGCCAUGGCAUCAAAGACAGUGUCUAUCAUACCCUGGCACACUAUCUAUAAUAUAACAUGGCCUUCUAUCUAGCAUAUAUACUUGGGAUUCUAUCUUGCACUCUAUCUGUUGAUUGCGGUGGCAAAAAAGGACGCCCCUGAAGAAGUGGGUUCUAGCACCAAGUUCUCCCAGAAAAGGCCUACAAAAGAAGUUUUUGUUGGUGCCCUUUCGCACCUUGUUUGAAGCCCGUCUCGGGGCAAAAAAGAGAACCUCCGAGCAGGUUCCAGUGACAAGACCCUUGACAAAGCAGGCGUGGCGGAUGCAUCUUCGAGCAUGUCUCGGGGCAAAAGGGGCACCUCCCAAAAGCGGGUUUAGCAAUAGGGCGUGGUAUUGGACAAAGCAGGACAUGGCAGAUGCAUCGUCGAGCGUUUGAAAUGCAUCUUGCGAAGGAUUUGGGUAUUAUCAGGCGGUCUGUGCGGGAGUGUUGGAGACUCUCACAUUGCUUGCUGGAGCUUCUUGAGUGAAGCACGUUGCUCUAAGCGUUUGCGAGGGCUUGCUCUCGUAGUCUCACUUCUCACCCUGGUUGUGGCAACCUGACACUACGAACACGACGGUUUGUGCGCGUUUUGGGUUUUCACCGGCCCUUUACUGUUCAAUCCCUAUGUGACCAGAUUUGACUCGCAGUUGAGCUGUUGGGGCGGAUCUCAGAAGCCGAGAGGCGCAUGCCUUUUUCAGCGACCCGUUGUUCACCCUCCACUUCAUCUUGGUGGCGACCUGUGUUGGUGGUCCGGUGCUGUGGCUCUUCGCCAGCCUCCUCUUCUGUUGCUGUGUGGGGAAUCCUUGGGCUGUGCCCGUGGAUGUGAAACUUCAGGAACUGGUGCAGAUGGAAGAAACAGCACUGCAAGCGGAGCUCGCAUCCCAGGGGACCACAGAAGGCUACUUGAAUCGUUUGUGGAUCCUCAUGGCCGUUGGCUUCUGCGUGGCAGACUUUGUGACUGACAUUCGAAUGGUGGUUCUCUACCUUCAGACCUAUCACUACAGCUUCGCACUGAUUCAAGGUCUUUUUGUGGUGCGAUCUCUGUUGGAACAGCUGCUUCGCCGUGGGUUGUUGUACUUCUUCCAGGAGUUCCGAGUCUCGAUGAAGGCGAAUUUGUGGACGGACAACCUUUUGGCUGUGGUGCAGAGCGAGAAGACUGGAGAAGCCACUCUGGCGUUCAUCUUGCAGAUCUACUCGCUCUUCUACAUGGGUGAAGAACUUUUGGGCUAUUGGACGGCCUUGAUUUCUUUAUUGAUCGGCGCACGAGGUCUCACCCAAGGUUGCUACAUCCACUUCGAUUUGGCCUUCAUCGCCUCCGAAAAUCUGCCGCCCAUCUACGAGGACGACUUGCCAGAGGCCCCCGAGCCGAGCUCCGUGGUGCCGGCGCCCGUCCGAAGCGUUCCGACGGUGCCCACCCUGGAGAUGCCGCCACCGCUGCUGGUGGAGUCUCUGCCCAAGCUGGACGGGGAGCCGAAGGAUCUGCCGGAGGCGCCGCCUCCGCCAGCGGACUUGCAGGGUGAGAUGCCGGAUCUCGACGAGGGGAUCGGGGAGAACUUGAGGCCUACAGCCGUUCAUCCAAAUGUAGAGGUGCCCGGGCCUACAGGGCCCAUGGUUCUUGGCAAGGGCCAGAACGUCAUCCUGGCGCUCUAAACCAGUCUGUGAAGCAGCUGGUUUUGGGGUGUAGUUUGUGUUUGUGAUUUCAAGCUUUCAUGCUUCGUUGGAAUUUUCAAGUGUUCGGUUGUUGAGAACCUAAUGCUUGUCUGGCUACAGUCUCCCACACUCAAUGGGCCCCAUGCAG